Molecule: messenger RNA, 2722 nt
Organism: Sciurus carolinensis (gray squirrel)
Lineage: Eukaryota; Metazoa; Chordata; Mammalia; Rodentia; Sciuridae
Gene: Man1b1
Product: mannosidase alpha class 1B member 1
Exons: 13
Coding region: 103-2094 (663 amino acids)
Biological process (GO): N-glycan processing; carbohydrate metabolic process
Cellular component (GO): membrane; endoplasmic reticulum
Molecular function (GO): calcium ion binding; mannosyl-oligosaccharide 1,2-alpha-mannosidase activity
Source: RefSeq, a predicted model, not a curated record
GCGGGGUGCGGACGGCUCCGCUAUGGCGGCUCACUCUACCCCUCGGACUCGGGCUUCCUGACACCGCCGGCGAACGGGAGCUCGCGGGCCGGCGCAGUCGCCAUGUACCCGCCGCCGCCGCCGGCGCCUCACCGGGACUUCAUCUCGGUGACACUGAGCUUGGGCGAGAGUUACGACAACAGCAAGAGCCGGCGGCGGCGCUCGUGCUGGAGGAAAUGGAAGCAGCUGUCGAGAUUACAGCAGAACAUGAUUAUCUUUCUCUUGGCCUUUCUAAUUGUCUGUGGAUUCCUGUCCUACAUCCAUAUGGCGGACCAGUGGAAAGCUCUGAGUGGCAAGCCCACAGAAGAGCAGAAGAUGAUGCCAGAAGUCCCUGGGUUGAAACCAGCAAACCCUCCUGUCUUACCAGCGCCUCAGAAGGCAGAUGCCAGCCCAGCUUUUUCCAAGAUGUUGCCUCAGAGGCCUCGAAAGCAUUUCCGGAGAGGGCCUCCCCACCUGCAGAUCAGAGCCCCCAACACGGACUCCAAGGCAGGGAUGCAGGAUGAAGCUAAGGAGCAGGCAGCAGCCCCAGGGGAUGCUCUUCAGGAAGAGAACACACAGCGGACUGUCAUCAGCUGGCGGGGUGCAGUGAUUGAGCCUGAGCAGGGCACUGGACUCCCCUUGAGAAGAGAGGAGGCCUCCACCAAGCCUUCCUUGCUGGUGACCAGGAUGCAGAAAGAAGCAGCAGGGCUCCCGAAUGAGCGCCAGAAAGGGGUGAUCGAGGCCUUUCGGCAUGCCUGGAAGGGGUACCGCCAGUUUGCUUGGGGCCACGAUGAGCUCAGGCCUGUGUCCAGGUCCUUCAGUGAGUGGUUCGGCCUGGGCCUCACCCUGAUCGACGCCCUAGACACCAUGUGGAUUUUGGGUCUGAAGCAAGAAUUUAGAGAAGCCAGGACCUGGGUGUCAGAGAAGUUAAACUUCAAGAAAGACGUGGACGUGAACCUGUUUGAAAGUACCAUCCGCAUCCUGGGCGGGCUCCUGAGUACCUACCACCUCUCGGGGGACAGGCUUUUCCUGAGGAAGGCUGAAGAUUUUGGCAAUCGGCUAAUGCCGGCCUUCAUGACGCCCUCCAAGAUUCCGUACUCCGAUGUGAACAUUGGCACCGGAGUUGCCCACCCACCCCAGUGGACUUCAGACAGCACAGUGUCCGAGGUGACCAGCAUCCAGCUGGAGUUCCGUGAACUCUCCCGUCUCACAGGGGUCAGGAAGUUCCAGGAGGCCGCAGAGGAGGUGACGAGGCACGUUCACAACCUGUCUGGGAAGAAGGACGGGCUGGUGCCCAUGUUCAUCAACACGCACAGCGGCUCCUUCACCCAUCUGGGUGUGUUCACCUUGGGCGCCAGGGCCGACAGCUACUACGAGUACCUGCUGAAGCAGUGGAUCCAGGGCGGGAAGAAGGAGACACAGUUGCUGGAAGACUACCUUGCAGCCAUCGAGGGAGUAAAAACACACCUGCUGCGGCGCUCAGAGCCCAGAAAGCUCACCUUCAUAGGGGAGCUCGCCCAUGGCCGCUUCAAUGCCAAGAUGGACCACCUCGUGUGCUUCCUGCCAGGGACGCUGGCUCUGGGCGUCCACCACGGCCUGUCUGCUGACCACAUGGAGCUGGCCCAGGCACUCAUGGAGACCUGUUACCAGAUGAACCGACAGAUGGAGACAGGUCUAAGCCCUGAGAUUGUGCACUUCAACCUUUACCCUCCUGCAGAUGAUCUGGAUGUGAAGGUCAAGCCGGCUGACAGGCACAACCUGCUGCGGCCCGAGACCGUAGAGAGCCUGUUCUACCUAUACCGCACCACAGGAGACCGCAAGUACCAGGACUGGGGCUGGGAGAUCCUGCAGAGCUUCAACAAGUACACGCGGGUCCCCUCAGGCGGCUACUCAUCCAUCAACAACGUCCAGAGCCCCAACAAGCCCGAGCCUAGGGACAAGAUGGAGAGCUUCUUCCUGGGGGAGACGCUGAAGUACCUCUACCUGCUGUUUUCUGAUGACCCGAACCUGCUCAGCCUGGACACCUAUGUGUUCAACACGGAAGCCCACCCCUUGCCCAUCUGGGCCCCCGCCUAGAGCAGCUCCUGGCUGGGACUGCUGAGAGGGCAGUGUGGCCUCGCCGGGCCUGAGGUGUUUCACGGGGCCGUUGUGGUGCUGGGCAGCUGCUGAGCACCGGUACUCUUGCCCCAGCUCUGGGCUCUCCUGGUUUCUUGCUUCUAAUUAGACGGUGUGAGGAACGGGGCACGUCAGCUGGUGUGGGGUUCAGGGUCGCCAGUCCACCAGGCACCUUCGACCUUCAUCCUCAAGAAAAUCAGACUGUAGUUCCUGACUCCUGUGCCUGAUGUCCAGCAGACGGGCUUCACGGAGCUUCCUGGUGGUCCCAGGCCCCUGGUCGCCUCCUGAGGCUGCUGCGUCGUGUUCAGAGGGAAGAGCUGAGGGGAGGGCCUGCCAGGCAGCUCUGCUUGGGUGAUGGCCCAUGAAUGUGCCCUACCCCACGUUCUGGAGGGCCCUCUAGCCUGGUGGGCCGUGGCUUGGGGCCUGACUUGGGGCCAGCCUUUCUUGGAGUGGGUGUUUACAUGUUGGACUCAGGGAUCCUGGCUGCCCUGUGGGGGCUGUGGGGGCUGGUCGGCCAGUUCCUCUUGCUCCCAGGGCUCCAGGUGGAAUGGGGCUUCUCAGUUGAGAUAAAAGUCGACUUGCGACCACU